This is a messenger RNA of Mizuhopecten yessoensis (Yesso scallop), 1445 nucleotides long. Its product is annotated as protein FAM57A-like. The coding region runs from base 5 to 838 and encodes 277 amino acids. The record is from RefSeq and is a predicted model, not a curated record. Gene Ontology annotation, cellular component: membrane; endoplasmic reticulum. The transcript is spliced from 5 exons. NCBI's taxonomy places the organism in Eukaryota, Metazoa, Mollusca, Bivalvia, Pectinida, Pectinidae. Gene Ontology annotation, biological process: lipid homeostasis.
CAUCAUGGAGGAGAUGUUGCUCCUUUUCUGUGGAGCUUCUUUCUAUUCAUCUUCCUUUUUUAUCACAAAACAGACUUUGCUAUGUUUAUUUAGAAAGAAACUCACUGAUGCAGAUGUUGUUGCAAUAAGCGAAAAGAUUGUAAAUGGCAUACAUGGUGUGGUGGCUGUUAUCAUUGGUGCUAUCAUAUCCUCCCAGUGUAAAGACGACAUCUUAUAUAGCAGUUAUUGGCUGACCAAUGCGUUUACCUGGUUUGGAAUGCCCUACUUUAUCUAUGACCUGGUAGUGAUGUACCUUGGUCACCUGUUGAUCUUUCCUGCUAUACAGAAACAAUCAUUUGUGGAUAGAAUUCAACACUUUGUCCUCCACAACAAACUACUUACCCUCCAUCAUGUCAUGUUACCGAUUAUAUUUACUCCAGUUAUCUUGAUUUUCCGUAGAGGCUUAGGAGAUUUUUUCGUUGGUGUGUUCUUUCAAGUGGAACUUACUCUCCCAUUUAUAGCAGCGCGGAACAUCAUGGUUCAGCUCCAGCUGAAGGACACUGUCCUUUAUGUGGUUGUGGGUAUUGCAAUGAUUAUAGCGUUCUUUGUGAGUCGGAUCCUGGUAUUUCCCUACCUGUACUGGAGGUAUGCAAUCUACAAGAACAUAACACCAUGGCUUGUGCCCUUCUCUAUUCCACACAAGUGUACUGCUGGCUGUGCUUUCAUCCUCUGCCUUCAGCUCUACUGGAUGUCCAAGAUGCUAAAAGGUGCUGUCAAGCUUUUCCACAAGUUGAUGCUAGGUAAACGACCCACCGCUGAAAAGAUUAGCUGCAAUGGUUUUGCCAGUAAGAUGAGUUGAUUUAGAACAUCACUCUUUUUAUGUAAAGCAGAAACAGUUGAGUUAAUUACUACUUUCAAAGUACUUGUAGGGGAAAAAUAGUGUUUUACAUUUUGAUCAAAAUAGUUCUAGGUUCAUCCGUACGUAUUUCGAUACAAAGUAUUUCUUUGAAGGAAAUGAUUUUUUGAUAACAAUGAUGAUUUAAAUUUUGAAAUCGCUAAAAUGUUUUUGUUAAAAUAUGUAUUCAAUGUGCUGCAAAAGACUUUCUCGGAAGAAAUUUACUAGUCCUUCAUUAAUAUGCACCAGAGUUGAUAUUCUUGACAUAUUGGACAUAUGAUACUCUCUGUUUUCUUUUAAUUUAAAGCAAUAAUAGCGUUAUUUAGAAAUACAGGCUAAUUUAAAUGACUGUGCUUAUUUAUAUUUAAUGAUCAAAUCGGCGACACUCACUGUCAGGGAACCCAAAACAGGACACUUUUCAGUUGAUGUAUUUUAUGCCAUUGUAUGCAUUCCAAAAAUAUUUGUUCAUAUUUCAUGUAUAUACACACUCAUCUUUUCUAUUGCACAUGGUUCUAUAAAUAGAAUGUCAAAUACUAUCAAAUAUUAUUUUGUUAUUUUGCCUAAUAUUGGG